This is a messenger RNA of Corticium candelabrum, 829 nucleotides long. Its product is annotated as homologous-pairing protein 2 homolog. Gene Ontology annotation, cellular component: condensed nuclear chromosome; DNA recombinase auxiliary factor complex. Gene Ontology annotation, molecular function: double-stranded DNA binding; recombinase activator activity. The transcript is spliced from 11 exons. Gene Ontology annotation, biological process: meiotic joint molecule formation; meiotic strand invasion involved in reciprocal meiotic recombination; homologous chromosome pairing at meiosis. Lineage: Eukaryota; Metazoa; Porifera; Homoscleromorpha; Homosclerophorida; Plakinidae. Bases 61 to 672 code for a protein of 203 amino acids. The record is from RefSeq and is a predicted model, not a curated record.
GCGAAAUGCCAAGCACUUGAGAUCGGCGAUUCGCUGAAUAAGUCGACGCUUGCGCAAACGAUGUCGAAGAAAGAUUCGGAAGCGACUGCCGACAUUUUGUCGUAUUUGAAGAGCCAGAACAGGCCGUACAGUGCAGUUGACGUCUUCAACAAUUUGCACAAAAAGCAUGGGAAAACGGUCGUGACACGAUGUUUGGAGCAGCUAGCUGCUGCCGAAAAGAUCAAAGAAAAGACAUACGGAAAGCAGAAAGUGUAUGUGAUAGACCAGAGUCAGUUUGAGGCAGUGGACGACAACGAGUUGAAGAAGCUAGAUGGGAUGGUUGUCAGUCUGACUAAAGAAGGGCGACAGCUCGAAGAAGAGUGUCGCGUUCAAGAACACGAGUUGAAGGCAUUGUCAACUGUUCUCACAACAGAAGAGGCCGAAUCACAGCUAAAACAAAUCACUAGUGAGUGUGAUUUGAUGAGUAAUGCUCAAAAUAUCACACCAGAAGAAAAGGAUAAGAUUUGUAAGGAUCAUCUUGCUGCUGUCAAGGAAUGGAGGAAACGGAAAAGAAUGGUCAUGGAUGUUGUGAACUCUAUUAUGGAAGGAUAUCCGAAAUCGAAGAAGCACCUUUAUGAGGAAGUAGGCAUAGAAACAGAUGAAGAUUGUGGCGUUGUUAUGGCCAAAGACUGACAAUCUCUACGCACACUUGCUGUACUCAACUCAAAAAUCAGAAACUCAUAAUGUCAUUCUACAUUAGACUACACAUACGAAGCAAAUCUAGACCAUUAGAGAAACAAGAUGCCUUCAUGUACAUUUAUUGUUAGCAUAAAAAUUGUGUAACAGAUGA